This is a messenger RNA of Chrysochloris asiatica (Cape golden mole), 1821 nucleotides long. RefSeq names its product solute carrier family 26 (anion exchanger), member 11 (gene SLC26A11). NCBI's taxonomy places the organism in Eukaryota, Metazoa, Chordata, Mammalia, Afrosoricida, Chrysochloridae. The transcript is spliced from 16 exons. Gene Ontology annotation, cellular component: membrane. Gene Ontology annotation, biological process: transmembrane transport. The record is from RefSeq and is a predicted model, not a curated record. Gene Ontology annotation, molecular function: secondary active sulfate transmembrane transporter activity. Bases 1 to 1821 code for a protein of 606 amino acids.
AUGGCCCCAUCUGUGCAGGCUCUGGGCAGGCCCCGAUCUCUGGGUUCAGGGAUGGCAGGACAGGUGCGUUGCUGCUCGGUGGCAGCCCUGCAGAGAUGGCUGCCCAUCCUGUCCUGGCUCCCUGACUACUCUGGGGAGUGGCUGAAGAUGGAUUUCAUCGCGGGGCUCUCCGUGGGACUCACAGUUAUCCCCCAGGCGCUGGCUUACGCUGAGGUGGCUGGACUACCUCCCCAGUAUGGCCUCUACUCUGCCUUCAUGGGGUGCUUCGUGUAUUUCUUCCUGGGCACCUCCCGCGAUGUGACUCUGGGCCCCACGGCCAUCAUGUCCCUCCUGGUCUCCUUCUACACUUUCCACGAGCCUGCUUACGCUGUGCUGCUGGCCUUCCUCUCGGGCUGCAUCCAGCUGGCCUUGGGGUUUCUGCGUCUGGGAUUCCUGCUGGAUUUCAUUUCCUGCCCGGUCAUCAAAGGUUUCACCUCUGCUGCCACAGUUACCAUCGGCUUUGGACAGAUCAAGAACCUCCUGGGACUUCAGGACAUCCCCAGACAGUUCUUCCUGCAGGUGUAUCACACCUUCCUCAACAUCGGAGAGACCAGGGUUGGGGAUGCCGUGCUGGGGCUGGUCUGCAUGAUGCUGCUCCUGGUACUAAAGCUGAUGAGGGACCACGUGCCCCCUGUCCACCCCGAGAUGCCCCCCGGUGUGCGGCUCAGCCAUGGGCUUGUCUGGACAGCCACAACAGCGCGAAAUGCCCUGGUGGUCUCCUUUGCGGCCCUGGUUGCAUACUCUUUUGAAGUGACCGGUUACCAGCCCUUUGUUCUGACUGGGGAGACAGCUGAGGGGCUCCCUCCCGUCCGGACCCCUCCUUUCUCAGUGACCACUGCCAAUGGGACGAUUUCAUUCACUGAGAUGGUCCAGGACAUGGGGGCCGGCCUGGCCGUGGUGCCCCUGAUGGGACUGUUGGAGAGCAUUGCGGUGGCCAAAGCCUUUGCUUCUCAAAAUAACUACCGCAUCGACGCCAACCAGGAGCUGGUGGCCAUUGGCCUCACCAACGUGCUGGGCUCCCUCGUCUCCUCCUACCCAGUCACCGGCAGCUUUGGACGGACCGCUGUGAAUGCCCAGUCAGGUGUGUGCACCCCCGCAGGGGGGCUGGUGACAGGUGUGCUGGUGCUCUUGUCUCUGGACUACCUGACUUCGCUCUUCUACUACAUCCCCAAGUCUGCCCUGGCUGCUGUCAUCAUCAUGGCUGUGACCCCCCUGUUUGACACCAAGAUCUUCACAACACUCUGGCGGGUCAAGAGGCUGGACCUGUUGCCCCUCUGUGUGACUUUCCUGCUCUGUUUCUGGGAGGUGCAGUAUGGCAUCUUGGCCGGGACCCUGGUAUCCCUGCUCAUCCUCUUGCAUUCUGUGGCCAGACCCAGGACCCAGGUGUCCGAGGGGCUGGUCCUCAUCAUACAGCCAGCCAGCGGCCUACACUUCCCUGCAAUUGAGGCCCUUCGGGAGGACCUGCUCAGCCGGGCUUUGGAAGUGUCUCCCCCAAGGAGCGUGGUCCUGGACUGCACCCACAUCUGCAGCGUCGACUACACUGUGGUCCUGGGGCUGGGUGAGCUGAUGGAGGACUUCCGGCGUCGGGGCGUGGCCCUGGCCUUCGUUGGCCUGCAGGUCCCUGUGCUGCGUGUCCUGCUGGCUGCCGACCUGAAGGGCUUCCAGUAUUUCCCCACUAUUGAGGAAGCAGAGCAGUCCCUGAGGCAGGAACCCGGGACCCAGCCCUACAACAUCAGUGAAGACUCGGUGCCAGAGCACAAGGUGGCGCUGUUGAAACCUUAG